Messenger RNA from Klebsormidium nitens, 1413 nucleotides. Lineage: Eukaryota; Viridiplantae; Streptophyta; Klebsormidiophyceae; Klebsormidiales; Klebsormidiaceae. The record is from the annotation of a GenBank genome assembly.
AUGACUCAACAAGAAAAACAAUCUCCGAAAGCUCCGGCGUCAAUCCCAGUUGAGGACACGGAGGCGGCGUCAUUUGCGAACUCGUCUGUCAAAAGUGGAUUGCUCGACCAAACUGACGGUUGGAUGCUGCAGCCUGGCGGGGAGGUUGCAACCAAAGACAAAGCGGCAGCUCGACAGCGGGCGCAGGAAGCGCUGGACGCUGUGCAGCGGGCGGUGGAAGGCGAUAAGCUAUGGGGCAACGCAGAGUGGAGGAGAAUGAGCGUAAACGCGAAGGAAGAGAAAUGGAGCUCGCAGCAAGACAGAACUGACAAAGCUGCUGCCCCGCCAUUGAACGACACUCUCCGUGGAUCCUCCUCGGCCCACCACCCCUGCAUAUGCGCGUGCUUAUCUACGGUUCUAGGGCCCCGAAAGCUGCCACGUGGCGAGCAUCGGGUUGCUACACCCAACGGUCUCGAAACGAGGAGCGGCUCAUGGCAGGAGGCGAGCGGAGAUGAGGACACAGAUGUAGGCGAGGAGAGUUUUGAGGAUGUAAUUGAGUCGGAGAAAGGUCGGAGAGUGGUCGAGGAAAGGUAUGAUCCGGAGAGUGAAGAAGGGGACCCUCGGGCCAGAAGAGCGGCCGCGGAUGCGCAGCGCGCGGCCGAGCGCGCGCGCCUGGAGCGGCUGUGCCUAGAGCUCGCGCGCCUUGAGGCGCGGCUGCAGGACGUGGUGACACGUGGCAGGACAAGCCGGCCACGAGGCUCGAGCUACGAGAGCCGUCCACGAAACCCAAGCUAUGAGAGCCGGCCGCGAACCGCAAGCUACGAGAGCGAGGGAUCCCCCCAGUUCGAGGACAAACGGACCAUCUUCGAACGGGCGGCCCCGGUGGCGCGAAGAGCGCCCCCCGAGGACUAUAAACCCCGAUCCAGGGGCGCGCCUUGGAGCGCGCGCGCGCACGCGCCCGGCGCGCAAAUCGAGCCGCAAUGGGGGAAGUCGGAAGCGGCGGGUUUGGCGCGCGGCGCGUACGAGGCCGCGCGGAUGUGUCGCUUGGGCGUCAAACCCUGCGCGUACCGCCGGCGGAAUUCCGCCGGAGAACGGGCCGGAAAGGGGAGGGGGCAUGAAGAUGCGCGCUGCUGCGACGGGUGUGGGUCUCCCACGGUGGAGCCCACGUGGGCCACGUGCGCUGACGUGGGUCGGGGUAUCAGGGGUGAAGAGCUGGUUCGCCUGAAGAGACACCACCGCGCGCUGAGCGCGCACUGCCGACGGCAGGUGAGCGCGCUCCGGGAAGUCGCCGCCCGCGCGCGCGUCGCCGAGGGCCUCGCCACCAGAGCCGCGCGCGCGGCCGCGGCCGCGACUCACCCCGCGGCGGGCUCCCUCUGCGGGCCGGCUGCGGUGUGCAGGAGCCGUGAAGGGGGCGGCCCGCUUUGGCUCUGCUGA